AUGGAGUGGCCAGAUUGCAAAUCUUUGGAACUCAUACAGUUGUAUAGAGAAAAAAGAAGUCUCUGGGAUCCACUGGAUAAAAAUUAUAAAAAUAAUAAAAUAAAAUUCGACGAUUGGCAAGAAAUCGCCACUAAGUUGAACACAGAUGUGACCAAUAUUAAAAAACAAAUAGAAAGCCUUCAAGGGUCUUAUUGUCGAGAACGACAAAGGCAAGACUCUUCUCGUCGUUCAGGAGCUGGCACAGAUGAUUUGUAUAAAUCAAAAUGGUUUGCAUUCAAUGAAAUGCAAUUCUUGAAGGAGAAAUAUAAACCUAGGCAAACAAAAGAUUCGAUGAAUAUAUUAAAUCAAAUAGUAAGGAUCGACACAGGCUGA
Molecule: messenger RNA, 372 nt
Organism: Macrosiphum euphorbiae (potato aphid)
Lineage: Eukaryota; Metazoa; Arthropoda; Insecta; Hemiptera; Aphididae
Source: the annotation of a GenBank genome assembly